This is a messenger RNA of Dioscorea cayenensis subsp. rotundata (Guinea yam), 2939 nucleotides long. Its product is annotated as pentatricopeptide repeat-containing protein At1g30610, chloroplastic. The coding region runs from base 28 to 2688 and encodes 886 amino acids. The record is from RefSeq and is a predicted model, not a curated record. Gene Ontology annotation, biological process: chloroplast organization. Gene Ontology annotation, molecular function: protein binding. Gene Ontology annotation, cellular component: chloroplast. NCBI's taxonomy places the organism in Eukaryota, Viridiplantae, Streptophyta, Magnoliopsida, Dioscoreales, Dioscoreaceae. The transcript has 9 exons.
ACCGAAAAUGAGUCUUGAGCUGAAGUGAUGGCUAGUUUGCAAAUGAAUGCUCUUGGUUGGAACAAUGGAGUCUUCCUGCCGGCGCCGGCGCCGGCGCGGUGGUAUUGGAAUUCCUCAAAACCCUUGUCUUGUAUCAGUUUCAAUUCGUUUGUAGUUAGAAAAAGAUGGGAUUUUGAUGUUAGAAACGCUAGAUUUAGGGUUGCUGGCGCUUUGGCAAAUGGGGAGCUUGAAGCUCGGCCUAGUGCGAUGGAGUUUCUUGGGAAGGAGCUCAAGUUUAGUCCUACGUUUGAUGAUUAUGUGAAAGUCAUGGAAUCUGUGAAGACUGAUAGGAGUAAUAGUGGGAGUGGAGGUGUUGAUGGGUAUCGGCCAGGAAGGAGACCAGCGAAGAGAUACGGCAAAGUGAAGGACUUGAAGGUUUCAGAGAGGAAGAAGAAUGAUGGUAAUGGUGGAAGAAGUAGUGGUGGAUGGGGUUUAGUGGAAGGGAUCUUGGAGAAGAGGAGCAUGAAAAGGAAUGAUGAUGAUUUCAGGGAAAGAAGGAAUUCUCAGUUGGGUUGUGGGACAGAACUUGUGAAAAAAUCUCGUUUUGAGGAUAGAAAGAAUUGCCGAGACGUGAAAUUCAACAAAGUUGUAAGAGGUGGGAAUUCUUUUGAUUCAAGAGGAGUGGAAACAGAUGGUAAAUUUGGAGUAGAACAUUUGAACAAUGAAAGUGGAAGGAGAGUUCAAUUAGAAAAUACUACAAAUUCAGUAAAAGGAAAGGUUUCUAAGGGAAAGAAGGUCAUGAGGAAGUCAGAGGAACUUGUGGCUAAUACUGUGAAUGGUUAUGCAACUGAAGUGGAGAAAAUUGUGUCUAAAGCUGCUGGUGUUUCUCCAAGAUCAGGUAAAGAUGGUCCACGAUCGCGUAUGCUUGCUCGGAGGAGUAUUAAUGAUGAUGAUUUUGAGGACAGAGCUGCUUUCAAGACCUUUGAGGUAUUCACUGAUGUUAACAACAGACCACGGGUUUUGAGAAUGGAACUGGAAGAGAAAAUCGAAAAGCUGGCAAAGUGGUUGAAUGCCACAAAUGUUAAUAUGCCUGAGUGGCAGUUCUCCAAGAUGAUUCACAGUGCAAAAAUUAAAUUUACGGAUCACUCUAUUUUGAGGUUAGUCCAGAUAUUGGGUACGCUAGGGAACUGGAAGCGUGUUUUGCAAGUGGUUGAGUGGCUUCAAUCACGCGAGCGGUUCAAAUCCUAUAAAAGCAGGUAUAUCUACACUAGCGUACUUGAUGUUCUUGGGAAGGCAAGGCGACCGAUUGAGGCCCUGAAUGUUUUUAACACUAUGCGUCAAGAAUUAUCAUCUUAUCCUGACCUGGCGGCAUAUCGUUGUAUUGCUGUGACUCUCGGGCAAGCAGGUCUCAUGAAAGAACUAUUUGAUGUUAUUGACUGCAUGCGAACACUGCCAAAAAAGAAGUUUAACUUGGGUCCUCUCCAGAAGUGGGAUCCACGGUUGGAACCAGACCUUGUGAUAUACAAUGCCGUUUUGAAUGCCUGUGUUCAGCAAAAGCAGUGGGAAGGAGCAUUCUGGGUGUUGCAGCAAUUAAAAAUACGGCACUUAAAGCCUUCAAAUACUACAUAUGGUCUUGUUAUGGAGGUGAUGCUUGCCUGUGGUAAGUAUAACUUGGUGCAUGAGUUUUUCCGGAAAGUGGAGAAGAACUCUAUCCCUAGCGCUUUAAAUUACAAAGUUCUGGUGAAUACUUUAUGGAGGGAAGGGAAAAUAGACGAAGCUGUGUUAGCAGUACAGGACAUGGAAAAUCGUGGGAUAGUUGGUACAGCUAGCCUUUAUUAUGACCUUGCUCGUUGUCUCUGCAGUGCAGGAAGAUGCGACGAAGCUCUGCUUCAGAUUGACAAAAUAUGCAAAGUUGCAAAAAAGCCACUGGUUGUAACAUACACCGGAUUGAUUCAAGCUUGCCUGGACUCCGGAAACAUGGAGACUGGAACAUACAUCUUUAAACAAAUGCAGAAUUUCUGUUCACCAAAUACGGUGACAUUUAACAUCAUGUUGAAAUCAUAUAUAGAACAUGGAAUGCUAGAAGAAGCAAAAGCUUUAUUCAAGAAAAUGCUAGACUUGAGCCAUCAAAUAAGUAGUAAAGCAGAUUCAAGACUGGCUGCCGUUCCUGAUAAAUUUACAUUCAACACAAUGAUAGAAGCAUUUGCUGAGGCAAAACAAUGGGAUGAUUCUGCAAAUACCUACAUGCAAAUGUUGCAUCAUGGCUUUUACUUCGACAAGAAGAGGCACCUACGCUUAGUGCUAGAUGCAUUUAGAGAAGGGAAGACACAGGUCCUAGAGAUAACAUGGGAUCACCUGGUUCGUUCGGGGCGAGUACCACCACCUCCGAUCAUCAAGGAAAGGUUCUGCAUGAAAUUGCGUGACGGUGAAUUCACAGCUGCCAUCUCCUGCAUCGCAGUGACAGAGAUCGACAACACAUUCUCCCAAAAGUCUUGGUUAAGCCUACUACAAAUCAAUGCAAACCGCAUCAAGAAAAACACGGUAAUCAGGUUAGAACAUGAGUUGAAUAACUUUCUUGCAACUACUAAUCAGCCACACCCUGUUCAUCAAAAUCUCUUGAAUGCUUGCCGGGAAUUUCUUUCUUCUGCAACAUAUGUAGAACAUCAAACUCUUUCACAUACUCCACAAUCACAAACAUGCAUUACUUAGAAAUAAUUUCCAUUCUUGACAAUAUUAUUAUUAUUAUUAUAUAACUUUUAUGUUCAGAAAUAUUACAGAAAUAAAAGUAAAACAUGCUCAUGAUUCCUUGCAUAUAUGACAGUGUUUGAUUGGCUAUAGUUUGAUGUCCAAGGAUAGAGUUUGAGCAUGUAUGGGGACAUCUUCUGUUAUUCCCAUGAUGCAUCUUCAAUAGCUUAAGAGAGAAGGUCUAAUUUGUCAUGUGGUCCUUAAGCUUCGUUUUU